Messenger RNA from Oppiella nova, 933 nucleotides. The record is from the annotation of a GenBank genome assembly. NCBI's taxonomy places the organism in Eukaryota, Metazoa, Arthropoda, Arachnida, Sarcoptiformes, Oppiidae.
AUGAGUCGCUGGAACUGUUUGGACACACAUUCCAAGCGAAACCGGUCUGAGAGUGAAAGAUACGACAGUAAGUGUCGACACAAGUCAUCGCCGAAACGGUCCAUCGAUUGUCUCAUAUUUGUGUCAAUUCCGAGACAAACUCUUCGCUGGUCACUCAUGUCGUGGUUUAUGAUGAACACCACUCCAGAGGAAUAUCACCCGAAGUACUCAUUCGACAGAUUCGGUGACGACUUAUGCGAAGAGUUUUUAUCUUAUCUGCCGUUUGAGGACUCGUUUCUGAAGACAAUUGAUGUCCGCUUUGUCGAUGGGAACAACCCCUCGAGGAUCGGCCGGAUUUUGGCUGAAUAUGGCUCACAGUUGACGGCAAUACAGAUACCGCUGACAAGGCUUGACGUCUGGAGAGAUCACUGCCGGUCACUGACACGACUGAGACGACUGUCCGGUCAUAACUCUAUGAGUCUACUGUUCAACGAUAGCCAUGAGCUGAUGGUCACGACGCUGACCGACACGUCGUUGUAUUACUACGGCUAUCGAGACGGCCAUAGUUUGCCGCUAUUUGUCGAUCACUACAGGAAUCGGUUGAAGAGUUUGGAGUUACAGAUGAUUAAAGCGGAUACUCCCGAGGAAUAUAUUCAUGUCAUGACAUGUUUACCACAAUUGCAAGCAUUGCGUGAAUUGACACUUCAUUUCGGUGUCAACACUGAGGGAAACAUUCAGUCUAUAGUCGACUAUCACUGCAAAGAGUUUGUCUAUAAGUGGCCACAACUGCGGACAUAUCGACUGCACAUGAAGUUUGAAACGUUUGCACAGUUGAGACAAUUGUAUGAAUCUGUGAAUCGUAUGAAGUGUUUACGUGAACUAGAUUUAAGACUAAGUUUACGCGAUGUUAUGGCCGGAAAUACCGUACUCUUUACUCUACAAUAUGAGGGUUGA